Molecule: messenger RNA, 5291 nt
Organism: Cygnus olor (mute swan)
Lineage: Eukaryota; Metazoa; Chordata; Aves; Anseriformes; Anatidae
Gene: KSR2
Product: kinase suppressor of ras 2
Exons: 21
Coding region: 7-2934 (975 amino acids)
Biological process (GO): protein phosphorylation
Molecular function (GO): protein kinase activity; ATP binding
Source: RefSeq, a predicted model, not a curated record
CGAGCGAUGGAUGAGGAAAACAUGACGAGGAGCGAGGAGCAGCAGCAGCUGAGUUUGCAGAAGGCGCUGCAGCAGUGCGAGCUCGUCCAGAACAUGAUCGACAUCAGCAUCUCCAACCUGGAGGGGCUCCGCACCAAGUGCGCCGCCUCCAACGACCUCACGCAGAAGGAGAUCCGCACCCUGGAGAGCAAGCUGGUCAAGUACUUCAGCCGGCAGCUCUCCUGCAAGAGGAAGGUGGCGUUGCAGGAGCGCAAUGCCAAGCUGGAAGGCUUCCCCCAGCUCCUGCACUGGUUCCGCAUCGUCGACAUCCGCAAGGAGGUGAUGGAGGAAAUCGCCCCCGGGCAGCUGAGCCUGGAGGAGCUGCUGGAGAUGACCGACGACCAGGUCUGCGAGACCGUGGAGAAGUUUGGGGCCAACAGCGAGGAGUGCGCUCGCCUCAACGCCUCCCUCUCCUGCCUGCGCAGCGUCCACAAGUCCGGCGGCAGCCUCUCCAAGCAGGAUUGGACCAUCCAGUGGCCCACGGCGGAGCCGGGGAAGGAGAACCAGCCGGGCUGCCCGCCGGAGCCCGUCCAGUGGAUCCGCACGCACCUCUCGCAGAGCCCCAAGCCCCCUCCCAAGUGCGCGCAGCACCACUGCCACGCCGGCUCGUCCCACGGCCCCCUCUACACCCAUGUGGACCGCCUGACCGUGGAGGGCCACCCGGGGCUGUGCCCGCCCGUGGAAUCCGGCCACCGCUCCCUGCCGCCCUCCCCGCGCCAGCGGCACGUGGCUCACACCCCGCCGCGCACCCCCAACAUCGUGACCACCAUGACGCCCCCUGGCACGCCGCCCCUGCGGCGCGGGAACAAGCUGAAGCCCCCCGGGACGCCGCCGCCGGCGUCGCGCAAGCUCAUCCACCUCCUGCCCGGCUUCACUGCCCUGCACCGCAGCAAGUCUCAUGAGUUCCAGCUGGGGCACCGCGUGGAUGAGGCGCACACCCCCAAGGUAAAGAAGAAGAACAAGCCCUUGAACCUCAAGAUCCACAACAGUGUGGGCAGCUGCGAGAACAUCCCCUCGCAGCGCUCCCCGCUGCUCUCUGAGCGCUCCCUGCGGUCCUUCUUCGUGGGGUACCCACCGUUCCUCCCCUCCACGCCUCCCGUCCACACCGACACCACCUUCUCAGCAAAUACGCUGUCAGUGCCUCGCUGGUCCCCACAGAUCCCCCGACGAGACCUGGGAAACUCCAUAAAGCACAGGUUUUCCACCAAGUACUGGAUGUCUCAGACCUGCACCGUCUGCGGGAAAGGAAUGUUGUUUGGCUUGAAGUGCAAAAACUGCAAGCUCAAGUGCCACAACAAAUGCACCAAAGAGGCCCCUCCGUGCCACCUGCUGAUCAUCCACCGCGGAGGGAGACGAGCCGUGCGGGGCGAGGCAGAUUUGCAUUGCAAACCGCUUCCACCCACCCUCCCCCUGCCACCUUUUCUUUUCAGAUUCCCCACCGCACGGGCGAGGUUAGUCCGGACAGAGUCGGUGCCCUGCGAUAUCAACAACCCCCUGCGGAAGCCCCCCAGGUAUUCAGACCUGCACGUCAGCCAGACGCUCCCCAAAACCAACAAGCUCAACAAGGACCACAUCCCGGUGCCCUACCAGCCAGACUCCAGCAGCAACCCGUCCUCCACCACCUCCUCCACGCCAUCCUCGCCGGCCCCACCGCUGCCGCCCAGUGCCACGCCGCCGUCCCCGCUGCACCCAUCGCCGCAGUGCCCGCGCCAGCAGAAGCAGUUCAACCUGCCGGCCUCCCAUUACUACAAGUACAAGCAGCAGUUCAUUUUCCCAGACGUGGUACCUGAGACGCCGACCCGAGCCCCGCAGGUGGUCCUGCACCCUGUGACCUCCAACCCCAUCCUGGAAGGAAAUCCAUUACUUCAAAUUGAAGUGGAGCCCACAUCAGAGAACGAGGAAGGCGCCGAGGAGGCGCAGGAGUCGGAGGACGACUUCGAGGAGAUGAACCUCUCGCUCCUCUCCGCCCGCAACUUCCCCCGCAAGGCCAGCCAGACCAGCAUCUUCCUCCAGGAGUGGGACAUCCCCUUCGAGCAGCUGGAGAUCGGCGAGCUCAUCGGCAAGGGCCGCUUCGGGCAGGUCUUCCAUGGCCGCUGGCACGGGGAGGUGGCCAUCCGCCUCAUCGACAUCGAGCGGGACAACGAGGACCAGCUGAAGGCCUUCAAGCGGGAGGUGAUGGCCUACCGGCAGACGCGGCACGAGAACGUGGUGCUCUUCAUGGGGGCCUGCAUGAGCCCCCCGCACCUCGCCAUCAUCACCAGCCUGUGUAAAGGACGGACUCUCUACUCGGUGGUGAGAGACGCCAAAAUCGUCCUGGACGUCAACAAGACGAGGCAGAUAGCGCAAGAGAUCGUGAAGGGGAUGGGGUACCUGCACGCCAAGGGGAUCCUUCACAAGGACCUCAAGUCCAAAAACGUUUUCUACGACAAUGGGAAGGUGGUGAUCACGGACUUUGGCCUCUUCAGCAUCUCGGGCGUUCUCCAAGCAGGCAGGAGGGGGAACAAGCUGCGGAUCCAGAACGGCUGGUUGUGCCACCUCGCCCCCGAGAUCAUCCGCCAGCUCUCACCCGACACCGAGGAAGACAAGCUGCCCUUCUCCAAGCACUCGGAUGUUUUUGCGCUGGGCACCAUCUGGUACGAGCUGCACGCGCGGGAGUGGCCCUUCAAGACGCAGCCAGCGGAGGCAAUCAUAUGGCAGGUGGGGCGGGGGAUGAAGCCCAACCUCAGCCAGAUCGGGAUGGGCAAGGAGAUCUCGGACAUCCUGCUCUUCUGCUGGGCCUACGAGCAGGAGGAGCGACCCACCUUCACCAAGCUCAUGGACAUGCUGGAGAAACUGCCAAAGCGCAACCGCCGCCUUUCCCACCCAGGGCACUUCUGGAAGUCGGCGGAGCUGUGACCGAAGGAGCUGAGGGACGGUGCCUUCCUCCCCCUGCGCUUCUCCUCGUCCUCACCACUUAUCCUCCAGGCGCCGUGGCAGAAAGAGCAGUGGGCGCUGCGGGAUGGGAGCGCUGCCUGCUCUGCGCAGCCUUCCGCUCCGAUGGAGAGGGGCCAGUGGCCUGGGACCCGUGGGGACACCGCCGCGGCAGGGGGGUGACAGUGGCCGCAUGCACAGAGGCUGCGGGGCCAGCACCCCGCCAAGCAGGGCUGGGCGGCUUCAAUUUAACACCAGGGCUUCUCUGAUCCCAAUCAGCAUGGUCAGUGCUCAUGUCGCUCCUUUGGGGCUGGCUCGCUUCUUGGUUCUUAGGGAUUUUAUUUAAUUUUCUUUUUCAUGAAAAAAAAAUAUCGGGGGGGGGGGAUAGGGGGGGAAACGCUGCUGAUUCACGAGUUCCGUGCCGCUGCUAUUAGCUGCCCCCCGCCGGGAAAUGCAUCCGCAGCAUCCCGCUCCUCGGCACCCCGUGGCGGGCAGCGGUGACCUUUCACAAGUGGCUUCUCUGCUCCCGGCCGUGCCCACUUAGGCUCCCCCCGGCUCUCCCUCUCAGCAGGGCACAGCUCCACGGCCCCGCUAAAUUAGCCCUUGGCCCCGGCGCGGAGCUAAUCAGCCGACCUCUCCACCUCGCCUCUCCCCUUUGCUUCGGGCUCUCUCCAGAAAUAGCUGCGCCGUGCCAAGGGCUGUUAUUCGGAUGCUCGAGGGCUGGACAAGCUUGUGGGUUAUUUUUUUGGGCUUGUCUAUAGAGCAGUGGGAGCAGGCUCUGGUUGUACAGAGCUGGCAUCCCCUUCCUGGCCCCAUAGCUGUCCCAGCAUCCCGGACAUCCACCAUCCAUCAGCCAAAGCCCUGAGCUCACUGCUUUUGGGGCAGCAUCUCGGGGCCGGUGCCCUGUCUCGUGCCGGUGUUUCCCUCUCCCUGCCAGCUCGGCUGGGUCCCCGAGCCCAUUAGGUGAGCUGUCAAGUGACAGCGGAGAGCAAAUUGCAUUCUCAGGCUCUAACCGAGCGUAAUUGCUUGACAGGAGCUGCCCUGAAUAAUUCAGUCGUGGUGUGAGUUGGUUUUAAUUCGGAGCUGUUACACAGCUCUGCAAACUAACCGGCCCUGUGGUGUUCGCUGUUCCUUCGACCGGCUCUUGCUGGUGUUUUCUGCUGCUUUGGCUGAAAUGGAUGAGGAUCAGAAGCCUCUGCUAAGCACUGGAGGUGGGAAGAGCCGUGGGAACAGGGAGGUCCCGGAGGCUCCUUCCUUAGGAAGGUCCUGGGAAAAGGUUGUUCUGGACAGGGCUCAGGCUGGUGCUUUUGGCGCACGUGCUGUGCCGUGCUGUCACAUCCCUGCUGCUUUGCACAAAGUGAGGAGGAGGCAAUCGGACCAAGUCUGUGUUUGGCCAUUAGGGGGUGAGCCUAGGUGAGCGUAGGGUGCACGCCAGGCUGUGCCAAUUCCCCCUGCGCUGGGCAGCACUGUCCUUUUGUGGACUCUGCACGAUGCAGCAGAGCUUGGCGCAGGUGGUGAGCAUCUCCCCGUCCUGGUGAUGUAAGAUGCCCCACAUCUGCUUGCCCUCUGCCUCCUCCACGUCCCUCCUCUUCCCUCACUCACACAAACCAGCUUCAUCUCACCUGGGCCACCACGACGGUGUCCUCCACUGCCUGUCCUCCCCUCCCAAAGCCUCCUCUUGCACUCCCCAUCCUCUGUGCGUGUGCCAUAAGUGUUGCACUAAAGCUCGGAGCCUCUCUGAGUUCUCACCAAUGCCUUUGCUCGCAGCAGCCCUGGGGGCUGUGGGUCGCUGGGGAUGGGGACUGGUCCCCACGUCCUGUCCCCACCGAUCCUGUCCCUGUUGCUCGUGCCAGCAGGCUGAGCACCCACAGCUCUGUGCGCCCCGGGAUGGGCACGAGGGGGAAUCCACAGCACAGGAACUUUGUCUCCGUGUUGGAAGGAUCAAGGAGGUGAUGCCAUGGUUGCUGCUCAGCAUCAGGGGUAGCAAGGUCCUCUGGCCUGGUAGGCACUGUGCAGAUUUGUGGUGGAGGUACUUGAAAGACUUUCUGAAGACCUGCUGUGCUUUGGGUGUCCGAAUGGAGCUGAGGGAUGCUACAGCCAACAGGUCUCACCCAACCCAGCUCUGCUCUUUCUUCCUUGUUUUUCUUCCUGGGAGCAUCUCCCCCAGGCCAUGAGCAGAGGAAGCCGUCGCACAGUGGCACCAACAAAAAAAUAGCUGCCCUCUAUUUACCAUAAGCGAGCCCAGAAGAGCAGCUCCCUCCCUUCCAUUCAGCGCAGCAGCGGCUGUUUGUGCAGCCGUGUUAUUUGCAUCAUGCCUUCUUAUUUCUGAAAGUCUAAUUAUU